Argiope bruennichi is the source of this 739-nucleotide messenger RNA. RefSeq lists its product as uncharacterized. NCBI's taxonomy places the organism in Eukaryota, Metazoa, Arthropoda, Arachnida, Araneae, Araneidae. The transcript has 4 exons. The record is from RefSeq and is a predicted model, not a curated record. The coding region runs from base 261 to 602 and encodes 113 amino acids.
UGCAGCUGGUAUCCUUAAGAAAAGAUGGUGUAAACAAAUGUUAUGUAGUGAGGAAGCAUUUUUUUUAAAGCUCGAGGCAUUGUGGCUUGAUAAUCCAUUAAGCUGAGUAACUCUUCAUUAAAACAAAUCUCCAUUUAAUUUAAUUUCUCAACAUAUCUACAUCAAUCAUGCUUUGGAAUUUCUAAUAUCAAAUGAAUUUAAUUCAAAAGAAUUCUUUAUUCCAUCUAUUUCUCAAAGUGAUUCAAAAUACGUAUUAAAUAAUGGCUCAAUGUAGUCGGAAAAGGCCUCGCCCUUGUGAUGAGGACUGCUGUGAGCUGAUGCCUAUUUCUAAAAGAAUUAAUGAUUUACAUAUUAGGUCUGGGUUUCCAGAAACAAGCACAUCUUUACAUAAUAUGCCAGAAAUGCAUCCUAGAACACGAAGUAUGCUGAAUGGGUGUCUGCCUGAGAUGCACAGACAAAAUAUAGCAACAAGGGAUCCAAAUGAGUCCUGCAACUACAAUCCAGAGCUGAAUGCUGUUGAAAAUCCUCAUUACUAUCAUAUGAAUGAAAUCUUGUAUGAAGCUCAUAUCCAGCGCUUACAACGAUUGUCUAGGCCUCUGUGAAUGUAUACAGCUGUUUAACUGUGUUUGCAUUCUGUCAGUGUAUUUCAAAAUUCAGUUCUUCCUUUAAAUGUGCCCUUUAUUAUUUAGAAUUUGUAAAUAAAGUAGAACUGUGUAAAUAAAUAAAGUGAAUGUAUGAA